AUGCCAUCCUUCAGCUUGACCCUCGGCUCCUUGACCGUCUACGCCGCGCUGGCCUUCUUCCUCUGGUACACGACCUCGGCAGUCUACGCGUGGUGGCGCCUGCGCCGCGUGCCCGGCCCGUUCCUGGCCUCCUUCUCCUACCUCUGGGUGGCCUGGCACAUCGUCCGGGGCACCGUCGACGUCGGCCACAAGAGCCUGCAGAAGUACGGCCCGCUCGCGCGCACGGGUCCCGGCUACGUCGUCACGCACGACCCGGAGGUCAUACGCAGGAUCAUGGCGGCCCGGGGCAGCUACGGCAAACACGCGUGGUGGGGGGGCGCCAGGUCGCACCCGACGGAGGACUCGAUCCUCAGCACCGUCGACAUGGCGCGGCACGACGAGAUCAAGGCCCAGACGGCCAACGGGUACAACGGGCGCGACGGCACCGACGUCCACGGCCGCGUCGACCGGCAGGUCGAGCGCCUCGUCGGCCUCGUGCGGCGGCGCUUCGUCUCGGCUGCCGGCGCCCGCCGCGUCGUCGACCUGACGGACCUGAUGCGCUUCUUCACCCUCGACGUCACGACGGACCUGUCGUACGGCCGGCCCUUUGGGUUCCUGGACAAGGGAAAGGACCUGUUCGACUUCAACCGCACCAUGGACGCCUACGUCUCGGCCAUGACGCUGGGGCUCGACGUGCCCUUUUUCCGGAACCUGAUGCGCUCGCCGCUCAUGGCCUUCCUCUUGCCAAAAGACACGGACAACUCGGGUGCCGGCAAGAUCAUGGGGAUCGCGCAGGACAUCGUUCGUGACCGGUUCGAGAACGAUAAGCGGGACGAGAAAGACAUGCUGGGCUCCUUCAUGCGCCACGGUCUCACGCAGACGCAAUGCGAAGCCGAGACGUUUGUGCAGAUCGCCGCCGGGAGCGACACGACGGGUAGUCUGCUGUCGACGACGAUGCUGUACAUCAUCACGACACCGCGCGUCUAUCAGCGCCUCAAGGAGGAGAUCAGGGCCGCCGUCGCUGCAGAUUCGGUGUCGUACCCCAUCGCCCUGGAACAGGCCAAGAAGCUCCCCUACUUGCAGGCCGUCAUAUCGGAGGGGUUCCGGAUGCGGCCGCCGGUGCCGUACGGCGCCUUCAUGGCGGUGCCGCCGCGGGGGGACACCAUCCACGGCGUCUACCUCCCCGGCGGCACCGGCGUCGGGUUCAACAUCGUGGCCAUGAUGCGCUGCGCCGAGACGUUCGGCGUCGACGUCGACGUCUUCCGGCCCGAGCGGUUCCUCGAGUGUGACGACGACGCGCGGCGCGGCAUGCUCCGGCAGGUCGACAUGGCCUUUGGGACGGGGCGACUGCUGUGCGCCGGCAAGCAGGUCGCGCUGCUCGAGCUGAACAAGGUGUUUUUUGAGUUGAUGCGGGCUUUUGACUUCCAGCUGGUCGAUCCGCGGAAGGGCUGGAGGGAACGGGCUCUUGUUGUCAGCACGCAGAACGACAUGUGGGUUACAAUUACGGAGGAUUUGUUGAGAUAG
Colletotrichum destructivum is the source of this 1503-nucleotide messenger RNA. Its product is annotated as Putative cytochrome P450. The transcript has 5 exons. NCBI's taxonomy places the organism in Eukaryota, Fungi, Ascomycota, Sordariomycetes, Glomerellales, Glomerellaceae. Gene Ontology annotation, molecular function: heme binding; monooxygenase activity; oxidoreductase activity, acting on paired donors, with incorporation or reduction of molecular oxygen. The record is from RefSeq and is a predicted model, not a curated record. The coding region runs from base 1 to 1503 and encodes 500 amino acids.